UGCGUACUGUUUUCGUUCUUUCGCAAAGUGUCGUCCUAUUGUUCUUUACACACCGUAGGAUUACCGUGGUGCAGGACAUCGGGGAAAAGAAAAGUUCCAUCCCUUAUUAGCGUUUCAGCAGUGAAGAAAAACCUCGUCCUGCUACCGUUGUGUGCAUAUUGUUUCCCGUUCUGUUCGCUGCCUUGUUGUCCCUUAUGUUUUCGUGUGUUGCCCCACGUCGAGAUAAACCAGGCUCGGGACGAGAUGUGCGUGUAAUCUUCCGCCACAGACCACAACGGUGCUAUAUCCUUCCGCAUUCGAUGCUUGAAGCGUUGUGCAAGAGGUUGUUUCCCGUGCGUCACGAGGCACGAUAUUAGUUGGCGGUGAUUAUUGCUAGCACAUCGGGAAAGAAAGUGCGCUUCGUCCGAUCCAGUGCAAGCGGUAGCAGCAGAACGGAAACGCACCCAGAGAAAAGAGCUUUGCGAUUGCGAUUGCGUAUGUGUGCAAGUGUGUUUGUGUGGUGAAAAUUUCCUUCCCGAUGCCUUCAUCCUUCCGGUGAAAGUGUUGAAAGAAAAUAAUACUGCCGAACGGUGCUAUCCGUCGUCCUGGAAACAUCAUCACGGUGGCCUUGAUAUCAUAGAAGAAACACCGCGUAUAGCAACAGCGAAUCAACAACAAAGUCACCAGCAGCUCCAGGCCACAAAGGGCCGGGACCCCCUCACCGUUGUUGGUCGAGCAGCGCAACUAGCCUUACACCACAUUUUCAGAUAAGACACAUCUUGUUGUUUGUUUACACAGAAGAUUCCAAUUGUAAAGAACCCCUCGUAUCCGAGCAGGCACUGCAUCGGUGCGAUUCGAUGGGAUCCUUGGGCCACCGGUCGCUCCUACAGUACCUGGAAACGGAUGAUCUAGCUGGAUUAAAAUCAUUCCUUGGCACCCGCCACCUGCAGGUCGACGAUCGAGAUGAGAACAACACAACGGUGCUGAUGGUCGCUAGCGGUCGCGGUGCCUCCCAUUUCGUGAAGGAAGUGCUCGCCCGGGGAGCCGAUGUACAGGCACAGGAUCUGGACAACUGGACGGCGCUACACUUCGCUGCCAAGGCCGGUCACGUCAGCAUCGUCGAGCUAUUGCUGGACAAUGGAGCGGAACUGGAGCAUCGGGAUAUGGGCGGGUGGACGGCACUUAUGUGGGGCUCGUACAAGGGUCACACCAGCGUGGUGGCGCUACUGUUGCAGCGUGGUGCCGACGUGCAGGCACACGGCAACUACCAUCUCAAUCCCCUGCUCUGGGCAUCCGGCCGGGGUCACACGGAAAUCGUGCGGCUGCUGGUCAAUACGGGUGGCGCGAAGGUGAAUGUAGGUGAUAAGUACGGGACUACACCUCUGGUAUGGGCCUGCCGGAAAGGAAGCACAGAGAUAGUCGAUGUCCUGUUAAAGGCGGGCGCCAACGUCGAUACGGCGGGCAUGUACUCCUGGACACCGCUGCUGGUGGCGGUCAGCGGAGGCUUUCAGGAGUGCGUUUCCCUGUUGCUGGAACGCAAACCGAACGUGAACGCGCUGGACAAGGACGGCAUGACGGCACUGUCGAUCGCGUGUCGCGAAGGGCUGACCGAGAUCGCGUCCGCACUGAUCGCGGCUGGGGCGUAUCUGAACGUGCAGGACCGUGCCGGUGACACACCACUAAUCAAUGCCGUCAAGGGCGGCCACCGGAGCGUGGUGGAGAUUCUGAUGAAGCGCCACGUGGACGUGGACAUACAGGGAAAGGACAAGAAGACGGCAUUGUACACGGCCGUCGAGAAGGGUCACACGGCGAUCGUGAAGCUGAUACUGCAGUCGAACCCAGACCUGGAGCUAUCUACCAAAGACGGGGACACGGCACUGUUGCGCGCAGUCCGCAAUCGCAACCUGGAGAUUGUGCAGAUGCUGCUCGAGCGCAAAGCGAAGGUGGGCGCAACGGACAAGCGGGGCGAUACCUGUCUACACGUGGCGAUGCGCGCCCGUUCGAAAGCGAUCGUGGAAGCGCUGCUGAGCAAUCCCAAGUACGGCCAGCUGCUAUACCGUUCGAACAAGGAAGGAGAAACACCGUACGCAAUUGACGCGACGCACCAGAAAACGAUCUUGGGGCAGGUUUUCGGCAACCGGAGGCUGAACGCGAACGAAGACUCGGAGGGUAUGCUUGGGUACGGGCUGUACUCAUCGGCACUGGCAGACGUGUUGAGCGAUCCGACCCUUACCACCCCCAUUACGGUGGGGCUGUACGCAAAAUGGGGCAGCGGCAAAAGCUUCCUGCUGACGGAACUGCGGGACGAGAUGAAAAACUUUGCACACUCGUGGUCCGAACCGCCCAUCGACGCGUCGUGGCUGUUCUUUCUCAUUAGCCUGCAUCUGGUGCUGGUGAUCGGUACCGUGGUAGGACUGGCAACGUGGAGCUACGUGUGGGGCAUCGUUACCGGGGUCAUCCUGCUGGUGCUCAUCUACUUCACCGAUAUCCUGUUCAAGUUCCUCGACCGCCGGUACGAUCUCGAAUGGCUGUACUCGCUGAACUACGGCCUGUCCCGGAAGCUCGGUCGGUUUCGGCUGAUACUGCAGGUCGCAUUCUGUCAUCCACCGGGUCCGCAGAGUGAUCAGCAACCGAUGCCGGUACGGUUUCACUUUGCCGAAGCGAGCGGUGCUGCUCCCAACGGUGAUGCGGCGGUGGCCCUCAUGCUGGCGUCUUUGUUUGACGCGAUAGAGGCACACUACGGUUCGCUGGCAACCGGUCUAUAUCGUGCCUUUCGGCCGAAACCCUUAAAAGCUUCCAGUGGAUGGAAAUGGCGCAAAAUGUGCUGCAUGCCGGUGGUGCUGAUGUUUGAAUUGGGCACCUUAGGAAUCCUGGCGACCGCUUCCCUGUCGAUCGUGUACUCCGAGUACGGACUCGAGGGACGGGAUGAGAUAGCGGUCGCAAUUUACAUUCUGCUUGGCAUUCUGUUAGCCGGUGCUAUCGCCAACCUGCACGCCUGGUCGAAGCUGAUCGGUGCCUUGUUUAUGUCGCAGGGCAAACACCUCAAGCGUGCCUUCAACAGCAACGAAGCGGCCCCACUAACCGCACUCGGGGCCGAAGUGAGCUUAAUGACGGACAUGGUACGCUGCCUGGACGCGUUCACCGGCCAGCAAAGCCGGCUGGUCGGUGUGGUCGAUGCGCUCGACUCGUGCGAUACCGAGCGAACGCUAACGAUACUGAACGCCGUACAGACGCUACUAUCCGCACCGCAGCGACCGUUCGUGUUGCUGCUAGCGGUCGAUCCGCACGUUAUUGCCAAAGCGGCCGAAGCAAACAGUCGCCGGCUGUUCACGGAGGGUGGCAUCGGUGGACACGACUUUCUGCGCAACCUGGUGCACUUGCCGGUGUACCUGCAGAAUUCCGGUUUGAGAAAGGUGCAACGGGCACAGAAUACCGCCAUGUCCGCUUACCGGCGUGCCAUGCCGGAUAUUAGCCGGGACGACGAUCAGCCGCAUUUGGGUCAUUCCGCAUCGGCACGACGGUUGUCGAACGCGUCGGAGAUCAUGUCGUCGCAGGAGAAGCUACGCGCGAUGCCGAGUUCGUCGCGCGGUGGAAGCAAGAAGCUGCGCGUAUCCGACUCGAUUGCCAGCUCGAUCGGUUCCAACCUGCACAAGCUCGGUCAGAAUCCACCGGUAGAUCUGUCGAAAAUCAUUCUGACCGAUGAUUACUUCAGCGAUGUCAAUCCGCGCAGUAUGAGGAGACUGAUGAACGUUAUCUAUAUUACUGUCCGUUUGCUGAAGGCCUUUCAGAUAGACUUUAGCUGGUAUCGGUUAAGCUCGUGGAUCAAUCUCACAGAACAGUGGCCGCUGAGGGCUAGCAUGAUCGUGCUGGAACACGACCAAGCUGGCGAUAGCUUUGAUGAAUCGGUCUCACUUCAAGCUGUGUACGAUAAGGUGCGUCCAAAACUAACCUGCCUGCGGGAAGCAGCAACGUUGCUCGAUCUGGAUCGUGACGAACGUAAGCUAGACGCCUUCCUGCAGCUUCACAAAUCUGACCUGCUCGUGUCCGAUUUGCGCAUCUUUUUACCAUUCACCAUCAACCUCGAUCCCUAUCUGCGGAAGGUGCUUAAGGAAGAUCAGCAAGCGCUGGAAGACGAGGGAAUCAUCAUCCCCAUGAAGACCGUGCUGCCACCGAGCAAACCGAGCGGAUUCUUGCCACAUCACCAUCGUGCCCAGGGGGGUAGCUUGCUGCAACCGACACCGCAACAUCCCAGCAGUCUGACCAACUGGCCAAACUUCUACAACCCACAACCGCCGGCAAUGGCGUUGAUGAGCUAUUACAAUCAAAACUGGGCCAAUUUCCUAGGCUCCGGUACGAAUGCGCUCAUCGGUGAUCCUAUGAACAAAUCGGGCACCGUUGCAAGUGGACCCAUAAUAACGGAGCAUCCCACGCAUGAUCAUCAUUCCACAAUGGCCGGUACGGGUGGUAGUAUGCGUGGGAAGAGUGGGAGUAGCAACCACAAAUCUACCAACGGACAAUUGACAUCGCCACCGAUCGAUAUCGACCUGACAAAUGUACAGCUUUCCACGCUAACGGUAGAGCAGCUGAUCGAUCUACUGGGACAGGUGAAUGAUCUGAAACCGGCGCUGGAACGUACGGCACCGAUUCUACGCGAGAACGCCAUUUCCGGCCGGGUGCUGAUGUACUGCAAUCUGGAGGAAUUAAAAUCGGUCCUUCGCCUCAGCUUUGGACAUUGGGAAAUGUUUAAGCUGCUGGUGACCGCACUGCGGGAAGCGAGCAUUGCGCAACCAUCGAGCCGAAAGCUGUCGAAGACUACGUCGUUCGCCAAGGGCACGAAUGAUACGGUGGAGCUGCAGGAACCGAUUGCCCAGUCGACACCACCGUUCGGUUCCGCAUCGAGUAGCUUCCAGCCGAUACGACAAAAGUCGCAAAAUCUGCUAGAAAAACAGCCAGCAAAAGUGCAUGAUUACGAAUAUCUGCAGGUGACGCUCGAGGAGCAGAUGAUCUGUGGCGCGCUGCAAACACUGAACGAGGACGCGUUCGAGGAUGUGGUCAGCAGUAGCGAGCGGCCCAGCCCAACCGGUGAGAUGUUUAGCCAGUACCUGGCGCCAAUAAGGGAAAGCUCGGAAAUCGGUUCACCGCCACGCCUCACUUACAACCUUACUAACCCAAACCUGACCGAUCUUGCCACCAGCAACGGUACGCUGAACGGGGACGACAGUGGUGUCGGUGGUGGCCAUCUCGGUCCAACAUCGCGCGCCGGUUCCGGCCGACACAGUCGCUCCCACAGCUUGCAUGACGAUGCAUCGCUGACCAGCAUUGUGGUCAUUCCCACCUUCCUAACCACGUCCCCCAACACCACCACCACCGGCAACAUCAACGACACCAAGCUCUAAUUUCACACGGUGAAUCGAUUCUCUGCACCCGAAUGCGACUCGAAACGUUGCUGUUGUUGUUUUCAUUGUUGUGAUUGUUGUUGAUGGUGUUGUUGAUGCUAUUGUGUGGCUGCCGUGCUUUAGUUUCUUCGGAGAGGAUUGUUGCUGUUGUUUGAUGUGCUUUUUAAAACAAACAAAAUCUUGCAUUCCAACCGUGUAACGCAUGUGCGCUAUUGGUGCGAACAAACCUAGCUUACGUUAAGAAUUGGCAUCAAGUACCUCACUAAAAGAGUAUGAACUGAGCCGGAUGAGAUGAUUGCUAACCCCCUAAAACCUUCCCAAUGCACAUCGCGCAACACACUGUCCCACGCCCGUUGCGGAACGCGUGAGUAUAAGUAGGACGGAAGGAAAGAGAAGUAGGAUGGUAGGUGAGGAGUUAUAUUAUAUUUUAAUACUUCAUUUUAAGUUAAAGUAUUACACGACAGGAUUUUACGCUCUUGUGUGCGAGUGUGGACAACCACCAAGUUCUACCAAAGUGAUACUAUCCAUUAGUGAGCGUGAGAACAAAUUGAAGCCCCUUAAGUAGAACAAUUAUUGCGCGAUAGAAGAUGAAAGGUGAGAUCAGGACGGAUGGAACCGAAUGAACAAAAUAACGCGGUACACGGUUCGCCUCGGCGCGUCCUUACGUUUUACAGUACAACGAGCGUACGAAUGAACCAAAACCAACAGACACACUCACACACCUUUACAUACAAAUAACACACUGUUCUUCCUAUAGUAGGCACCCGCUAGUGAUAAGAUAGAGAAAUUGCUUAAACUAUAUUUAGACCCGAUGUAUGUUCAACCCGUUCAAGGAAGCGCAUUUAAAAUGGCCGCGUGCUGUAUAGUGAAAGGAUGGUAAUGUGAAUGUGAACAAAGAAUGCUAAAAGUUACACAAAAGCCAACCGUUGCGUGUUGCGUUUUUCUGUAGGGAAUAUGUUACUGACCUUUGGUUUGGCCGUUCUUCUUACCGUAUGUGUGAUUGCAGUGAGAAAUGAUUAGUUGCAGGGCCACUAGAGUUGACAA
Molecule: messenger RNA, 6419 nt
Organism: Anopheles moucheti
Lineage: Eukaryota; Metazoa; Arthropoda; Insecta; Diptera; Culicidae
Gene: Arms
Product: kinase D-interacting substrate of 220 kDa
Exons: 9
Coding region: 837-5375 (1512 amino acids)
Molecular function (GO): protein binding
Source: RefSeq, a predicted model, not a curated record